This is a messenger RNA of Drosophila sechellia, 652 nucleotides long. Its product is annotated as oxidoreductase-like domain-containing protein 1. The transcript is spliced from 2 exons. The record is from RefSeq and is a predicted model, not a curated record. Bases 25 to 528 code for a protein of 167 amino acids. Gene Ontology annotation, cellular component: mitochondrion. Lineage: Eukaryota; Metazoa; Arthropoda; Insecta; Diptera; Drosophilidae.
AACUCUUUCGGGGAUCGGGCGGAAAUGUUGGCUCCCCUGGGCUUCAGCUGUCCGCGAUGCUUGCUCCUGCGACGUGGCGCCGAGCGUUGGGCCUCACUGGCCCGCCAAUUGUCGGGCAGCAGUUCCCAGGAUGACGCCAGCAGCAAGGAUGCGGCCGCCCAGGAGGCAGCAAGUGGCUGUCCUCCCAAUAGCACAAGGACGGGCAAUGACACCACCAAAGCCAAAGAUAAAACCACCAAGGGAAGGAAGCGGCUCAGAAACAUAGAGAUACCUCCCGAGCCCACCACCUGCUGCAUGUCGGGCUGCGCCAACUGCGUUUGGCUGGACUACGCACAGACGCUGGCCAAGCUGCUGGGCGACAACGACGAGGAGGCGCGAGAGAUUGUGCUGAGCAAGAUCACCGACCCGAACCUGAAGAUGUUCCUCAGCCUGGAGCUGCGCCAGAUGGCGAGGCAGCGGGAGGAGAAGGCGGCGGCGGAGAAAGCAGCGAAGCAGGGAAAGCCCAAAACAUCCUCGCCCUCGCCGUAGUACAAAUCCCCGGUUACCCACUAUCUAAAUAUCUAGUUAGGACCAAAUUCGUAGUAGCUCAAAUUUACUCUUGUACUUAGUGUGUAAGAACUAAGAAACCUCACAAUAAACAUGUAAGAGUUAA